Molecule: messenger RNA, 1657 nt
Organism: Gymnogyps californianus (California condor)
Lineage: Eukaryota; Metazoa; Chordata; Aves; Accipitriformes; Cathartidae
Gene: TMED8
Product: transmembrane p24 trafficking protein family member 8
Exons: 6
Coding region: 53-1021 (322 amino acids)
Source: RefSeq, a predicted model, not a curated record
CGGGCUGCCGCCUUCGGCUCCGCGCGCGUCGGCCGCCCGCUCAGCCCUGCCCAUGUCGGACGUGCUGGCCGCCGCCGCCGGCUCCUGCUUCGAGCCCCCGGCCGCCGGGGAGCCGGGCGGCCGCGGCGGCCCCGCGCCCCAGGUCCCCUCAGAAAAUGAAGACUCAGCCCAAAAGACAGACCCUGCAGAUCGGCUGGUUGAUUCUUUGGAGUCCAGUACUUCGCAGAGCGGGUCGCAGAUUGGGUCGCUUGUGAGUGCGGGUGCGACAGAGGAUUCGAAGGAAGAAGCUGGUACUUUGGAAGACCAGGAAGUGGCUGAACUAGAAGAGGAGCUGCCUGACCAAAUCCAGUCCCUCAAAGAGGAAGCUGUUGUUCGGAUAACCAACUACCAUGUACUUCAAGGAGCAGGGGAUAUAGUCAUGAUUCAGUCAGAUCACACUGGUGCUGUGGAUAUCCUUUCAGCUGAGCUGGAGACUGCAGACCUCCUUGGGGAGCAGAGGAAAGCUCAGCCUCCCCCUCUGGCUCCACCUACCAUGUGGACAACUGAGAAGACAAAGGAAUUCAAAGCCAAGAUGGGAAAGGAGAAGAAUGGCCAGAUGGUGGUGAAGCGAGGCGAGGUGGUGACAGUCCGUGUGCCAACUCAUCCUAAUGGGAAAUGCAUUUGUUGGGAGUUUGCUACAGAUGACUACGACAUUGGGUUUGGAGUCUAUUUUGACUGGACCACAGUUACUAGCACUGCCAUUACUGUUCAGGUCAGUGAAUCCAGUGAUGAGGAGGAUGAAGAAGAGGAGGAGGAAAUUGAAGGACUCGCCCCUGUUGGUGACGUGGAAAGGGGCUCCAAAAGCUAUCUGCGGAACCGCUAUGGAGAGAUCAUGCCCGUAUAUCGGAGGAACAGCCAUCGGGAGGUGCAGGCAGGCAGCCACGAGUACCCAGGCGAGGGCAUCUACCUGCUGAAAUUUGAUAACUCGUACUCUCUCCUCCGUAAUAAGACUCUGUUCUUUCAUGUCUAUUACACUAGCUGAAGAAAAGGGAAGGGGCAGGGACGGCAGGCAGGUGAUGGUGAGCGUAGCAGGCUGCCACCCAGCCCUGGUACUGCCUGAUGGGCACUCCUGUGUGACAGAACCAAGGCACAAUUCUGCCGGCUCCUCUUCAGACACUAACUGGUUUCUCCCCACACCCUCCUUCCCUGCUGUCCCAGUGGAGAAAGGUAGUUGUGACUGCCUGGUUGUCCACAGGCAGCUGCUCUUUCUGUAAAACUUCGGGAGGUCUGCUCUGUGCAGGCAUCGGGCUGGGCCUUCAUGUCACAGCCGGUAAAUGCCCAGAGGCCAGGUUCAGGUGGUCGUGGUUUUGAUCUGUUGUGCUGGUACGAAAUGAAGUGAAAAUAUUCUUGAUCUGUUACUAUUUUGUGAAUAACUUUUCCAACUCUCCUGCUGCAUUUGCAUCACUAGAGGGCAGCUGUCAGCUGCAGUGAGCCAAAAGCACAGCUGGCUUGUCACCUAGCCACUGGUAAUCUCAUCACCUACCACUACUACAUGUCACCAGCAACCAGCGCUUCCUUCACUCGUGUGGGUGGGGGUGCAGCUGGCCAGCGGCAGCCCAUGCUGCAGUGGCUAGGCCAUGCUACAACAGCGGGUCCCCAACGGCAGUCACGGCAUGUG